Messenger RNA from Rotaria sp. Silwood2, 2076 nucleotides. NCBI's taxonomy places the organism in Eukaryota, Metazoa, Rotifera, Eurotatoria, Philodinida, Philodinidae. The record is from the annotation of a GenBank genome assembly.
AUGGCUGUUAACAACGAUACAAUAUUCAAUUCAAUUCAUCAACUAGAAACUCUUAUAUUCCAUGAUGAUAUAUUUAAUAAAAUUGAGUCUCAUCCAUUAAUGAAUCUUCGUGAUCAAUUGCAAAAGAUUGAUGGUGAAUCUGAAUUAAGAACAAUCGAUGAAAUCAAGCAACUUAUAUCUAGUCUAAAUUAUUUUGAAAUAAAUUGUGUUUGUCAUUUUAUUAAGCAAUAUUUUUCAAUAAUUCCAUCUACUGUCUUAGAAGCUCUAUUCGAUACAAGUCGUCUUCAAAUCUAUCUAAAUAUGGUAAUAUAUCCAUCGAUAUGUGAUUAUUAUUUUGAUUUAUCACUUACUUAUUUAAUUUCUGAUUCAACAAUUAAUUAUCUUAUUGAGGAAAAAAUUAGUCCAUCAAAUAUAGAUGAAUAUUUUCUUGUUUUAUUUUCUUCGAUUGGUUCACGAGCAACUUAUACAAAGGCAAAAGUUUCUUAUUCAGUGUGUAUUUCACGUAAAAAUAUUCCAACAUUUUUUCAAUUAAAUCAUUCAACAGAACGACUUUUAAGAGCUUUUAUAACUUAUUUAAAUAAUUGUUUUUUAAAUAAUGAUCGACAACGUCCAAGUUUUUCAUCGAUUUUGAAAUGGAUUAAUAAUAUUACAAAUAUCUAUGGAUUUAUUCCUUAUUUUCUUAUGACGGGUUAUCCAGAUGCAAUUUUACAAUGGAUGUCAAUUGAACAAGAUCAUAUAAAAGAUAUUGAUAGUGAAUCAUGGGCAUGCAUAUUUGGUUUAUCAUAUAAUCUAGCACGACAUCCAAUGGCCGUGGAAGCAUUUAAUAAACUAAAAAUGAUUGAUAUUAUCAAACGAUGGAAAGACCAAUAUAUAUUCGAAUCACCAGCUGUAGAUUAUGAUGAAAACAACAAAGAGAUUCUUAUUACUUACUAUCUUCUUUAUGCAAUAUUAUUGGAACCAAAGCAAUUGAAAAAAGAAAGUAUUUCUAAUGUUGAAAAAAUUCUUGAUUAUAUUCUUGAACGAACAAUCCAAGCAUUUAAUUCUGAUUAUCUUUCCUAUGGUUCAUUUAAUGUUUGUGAAUAUUUAAAUGGACUUGCUAAAUUAGUUGUUAAUGAUACAUUUCUUGUUUAUAUUAUUUCACGUGAAAAUAUCUAUGAAUUAUUGAUUGAAAAAUUUAUUUUAUUUGAUACCAUAUGUGAAUCAACAGUACUUAAUGGAAGUAUUUGUUCAUCACUUUAUACGAUAUUUUGGUCAAUUAGUUUUCUAUCUGAAUAUAAUAUUAAAUUAAAAUCAAAUGAUAAGUUUCUUUUAUUAGUUAAACAAAGAAUAAACUAUGAAUCAAAUGAUGAGCAUGCUUUAGUCAUACGACAAGCAGCUAAAGGAAUUCUUUUUAAUCUUGAUUGUCUACAAAUGGAUAUGUCACCAAUUGAAGAUAAUGGUAAUAGCAAUGAUGAUAAUCAAAUAAAAGUCAUGAUUUCUUAUUCACACAAGGACGACAAAAUUUGUAGAAAACUUGUUUUAGAACUUCAACAACAUUUUCAAGGUGAUAUUUGGGUAGAUUUUAUUAAAUUAUCACCACCAUAUGAAGAUGACUGGGAAGAAAUUGCUAAAGCAAUAACCGAAUGUGAUGUUAUUCUAAUGAUUGUAACAGAAAAUUAUUGUAGUUCAAAAAGUUGCCGAAGAGAAGUCGUUCAUGCUGAUAAACGUCACAAACGUAUGGUACCUAUUUAUAUAGGAACAGAUUAUACACCAGAAGAUUGGUUUGAAAUUCGUGCUGGUUCUGCAACAUGGGUGCGUUUUAGAGAUACAAAAAGUGAUGAAGAAGUUAUAGGAAUUCUUUUGGGAUUAAUUAAUGUACGAGAUAAAGUUAAACAAAAUGAUAAAAAGCUUACUGUUUCGCAUGAUUCUAAUUUCCAAAAGAAAUCAGAAAUUGAGACAAAUACAAUUAAUAAUACUCAAACUAUUGAAAUAUUAUUACCGGUGAAUGCCAAUCCAAUUGCAGAAGUUCGCAACGUACAAUUUCAAUCAAAUUCUAGCAUCUCAGACAUUAUACCUACUUCUCCAAUCGAACAAUGA